AUGUCUCCUCCGGCCAAUGUGCCUCCUCCUGUGCCUGCUCCUGUGGAAUCCAUGGAGGUGGAUCAGGAGUCAGAUGGUGCAAUGUCAGAUGUGGAGCAUGAUGAGUCUGGAUCAGGCCAAAGCAUUGUGUCAAAUACUACUACUGCUGUUCAGCAGGCGGCUUUGGUGCCUUGUGAAGAGCGUGCUUCACAAGUUGGCGGUGGCCUUCCAUCAUUGCCAGAAGCAGAUGAGAUGGUUGCUCGAAGGAAUGUUGAAGCAUUCAUCAGCAGGAGCUGCACAUAUGUCAAGUACAUUCCGCGUUCGAGGUUGUCGGAGUGCGUGGAACUCAUUUGUCCUGCCUUGGACAGAUGUGUGCGGUAUGAAGACUUCAACAGGAAGAUGAUCACUGCACACAAGAGAAUCAAGGCUGGCCUUGGACCAGGAAGGUUUCAGCAAACUGUGACCAACAGGUUCCCGCUGACCUUGAAUGAUGCAUCGGUGCUGUCUGUAGCAGAGGACUUGGGGUGGUCACCAGCAUGGCUUCAGACUCGCAAGGCCAAGAGCAAGGCAGCAGCAGCAGUUGCUCCACCAGCAUUGCGCACAGCUGAAGCUCCUCGUCCACCACCUGCUCCACGUGGACAAGCAGCUGGGCAGACAGGUCAGCCUGCAAUGCCCAAGACAGGAGCUUUGGCAAAUGCAGUGCAGCGAUUCAGAGGCUUUGUGAUGCCGGCGGGAAAGGCUUCAAGUGUGGCGCCGCAACCUUCAUCAGUUGUGAGUCCAGAAGCAGCUGCAGUUCAGACAGCAAAUGCUGCCACAACUCCAGCUCUCACAGAGUCAGCUGUAGUCCAGCCUCUGACUGGUGAUGAGGCACCUGUCGGUCCUGUGGCAUCACCAGAAGAUGAAGACCUCCCAAACUGUGGGAUUUGCUUACAGCCCCUGAGGCCUCAAGAGGACAAGACAGCUUUGCCUUGCUGUCAUGUCCAUCAUGAUUACUGUUUGCACGAAUGGCGUGAGUGCGCCAACAAGAUGGCACAUGAAUGCCCAUUCCAGUGCCAUGAAAGCACGAUGCUUCAUGAUGUUGAAGCCAUGUCCACAGAUGCUCAAGCUGGACAAUCGUCGUCAUCCUCAGCAGCAGCUCCAGGCGUGUCCUCAGAAGAGAUAUCAUCCAGGGAUGCUGAGGUCUCCCAGUCAAUUUUUGUACCAGCUGACUCUUCCUGA
Molecule: messenger RNA, 1197 nt
Organism: Durusdinium trenchii
Lineage: Eukaryota; Dinophyceae; Suessiales; Symbiodiniaceae
Source: the annotation of a GenBank genome assembly